AUGGCACCUACCCCACCCCCCACCAACGGACUCACUCCCACCAGGACUUACCCCCAUUCCAGCCAUCCCAUUCACGCCACCCUUCGCACUUUCCCCACCCUCCCCAUCGCUCCCACCCCCCUCCUCCACGCCCCCCCUCCACGCUUCCACCGCCAGCACUAUAUCACCCUCGGCGGGGAGUUCGAGAACGCACGCAACACCUCCCACCAGCAGGCAACCAGCACAAGCCCCUCCCACCAAUACGCAAACCACACAGCCCACCACCAGUUCCCGCAAGCACUCGCAAAUGUAUCCACCACCCCGGAGCCACAGCCAACAAAAGAAAAUGACCCCGAAGAGAGCUUUGGGCGCGCGGGCAUGUUCCGCUAUGGAAGAGCGCCGUAUGCGAGGUCGCUCACUAGGAGGGGUGUGAGGGACUUCAGCGCUACACAGAUCGAGCUUCAGGCGGCGGAAGCUUGUGUGGCUGCGCAGAACGGUGUGGCCCGACAGGAUCAGCAUAGAUCACAGGAGGAGGAGGAGGGAGAGGAGGAUGAGAGCUUUGAGGCGUGGUGCAAGGCCCAUGGGCUUUUGUCUGAGGGGAUGGAGGAGAAGGACGGGGUUUUUGAUGAUGAUGAACGAGUACUAUCGGGUAUGUUGCUGGUUGUGGUUGGGGUGCUGUGGGUUCUGCUCUCGUCGUGGGGCUCUGUUUGCUUCAACAUAUGGGCGUUGAGGAGACAUGUUGCGGUUGUGUUUUUGUUUUCUUACUUAGCCCUGUUGGGUGCAAUAUGUGGAAUCAAUGCGUACUUUUCUUUUGAUUUGUGUUGUUUGGUGGUUUGGUUCUCUUCUUUACAAUUUGUCCUUGCGUAG
Morchella importuna is the source of this 846-nucleotide messenger RNA. RefSeq lists its product as uncharacterized. The transcript has a single exon. The record is from RefSeq and is a predicted model, not a curated record. Lineage: Eukaryota; Fungi; Ascomycota; Pezizomycetes; Pezizales; Morchellaceae. The coding region runs from base 1 to 846 and encodes 281 amino acids.